CAUGGUGGGCGAGCGGCGUGGCGGGAACCUUCUGGUGACUCUGGGUCCUCGGCUGCAGGCGUACCCGGAGGAGCUGAUCCGCCAGCGCCGCAACCACGACGGGCAGACGGAGUACCUGAUUCGCUGGAGCCUCGUCACCAUCGACGACGGCUCCGGCUCCGGGGGCGGGGCCAGCGAGGCGGGCGGGGCCGGAGGCGGCGGCGGCGGCUCCGGGGCGGACAACGGCGGCGGCUCGUCGUCCGGAGAAACCAAACCGGAGAACAUCCUGAUGUGGAUGACCACGGAGGACGUGUACGCUAACUGCCCCACGCUGCUGGGCAAGAGGAAGGACCCGCAGCGCCCCCUGGAGGCGCAGAGGGAGCCCGGAGCGCCGAGGGGAGGCGCCGACUUCCCGCCGGACGUCACCUUCGACGAGGUGGAGCUGUCCGACAUGAAGGAGGACGUGAAGAACCUGGUGCGGCGAGCUCGCAAGCAGAUGGCGAAGAAGAGCGACUUCUCCAUCAGCAUCACCCACACCAUCCACGUCCUCAGCGCCUACGCCUCCAUCGGCUCCCUGGUGGGCGUCUUCAAGGAGACCGGAGCCCUGAAUCUCCUCAUGGAGCUCCUCUGCAACAAGGAGACGCAGACACGCCGCAGCGCCGGCAAGAUGCUACGGGCGCUAGCAUCACACGACGCAGGGAGCAGAGCCUAUGUCCUCCUGUCCCUCAGCCAGCAGGACGGCAUCGAGCAGCACAUGGACUUUGAUAACCGCUACACGCUGCUGGAGCUGUUCGCUGAGACAACGUCCUCCGAGGAGCACGGCAUCUGCUUCGAGGGCAUCCACCUGCCUCAGAUCCCGGGGAAGCUGCUGUUCUCUCUGGUGAAGCGUUACCUGUGCGUGACGUCUCUGAUGGACAAGCUGAACACGGCGGGGGGGGCGGAGCCUAGCUGUGACAGACAGGACGCCAGCCCGUCCCCGUCGUCCUCCCAGCAGACGGAGCAGCUCCGUGUCCAGCGGGAGUUUGACUUCACCAUGGCGAUGGCCAACCUCAUCUCGGAGCUGGUCCGGGUCAUGGGCUGGGACCGCAACCGCCAGCCCCCCGACGGCCCCGCCCCCCGCCAGGCCGGGGGCGGGGCCUGCGGCGAGGAGGCGGGGGAGGAGGCGCUCCGCCCCGUUCUCCGGUCCAUCUUCCAGCCUCGUUUCUUCGCCUCGCCCGUCGUCCUCGCCGCCAGCUCCGCCGCCGUGGCCGCCCCCGCCGCCGCCGCCACGCCGCCCAAGAAGAAGGCGGGGAACGGGUACAAGACGCGGUCGGACUUCGCCUCGCGCUCCGCCUACGUGGAGUACGUCCAGGACAACCUGAAGAGCGGCAUGACGGUCCGCAUGCUGGAGGACUACGAGGAGGUGAGCGCCGGGGACGAGGGGGAGUUCCGCUACAGCAACGACGGCUCGCCGCCCGUUCAGGUCUACUGGAACUCCCUGUCCAGGACUUACUGGGUCCACUGGCACAUGGUGGAGAUCCUGGGCAGCGGCAGCGGCAGCCAGGCGGAGAAGGAGACGCAGGAGAAGGCGUCCACGCUGACGGAGACACUCAGACUCACCGCAGUGAGCCAGACGUUCUUCUCGAAGCCCCCCGGUGGACUCUACUCGCUGCCGUACCUGUCGGAGGGUCUGCAGAGGGAGCCGGCGGCUCUGAGCCGGGCCGAGUGGUGGGAGCUGCUCUUCUUCAUCAAGAAGCUGGAGCCCAAACAGCAGCAGGAGGUCAACACGGAGCUGCUGCAGAGCCUGGACCAGGAGACAGAGCUGGACGACUCGUCUCUGAUCGGCCUGUCCGUCCCCGGAGACGUGGCCAAGAAGCUGCUCCACUACCUGAAGCAGAAGCUGCCGUCCUCGUGUCUCGGAGACCUGCUGUGCUCCCACACCUUCUCCAAACACUACCUGAGGAGGGGGGGCGGGACCCUGGAGGACGAGGAGCUGCUGGCUGAGAGCUCUCUGGGCUCGUCCAGUCUGGGGGGAGGACAGGGACAGGGACAGGUCUCGUCCUCCUCUUCGUCUGUCUCGGCCCCGUCCUCCUCCGCCAUGGGGUCUGUCUCCAAGAAAGCCAAGAAGGAACUUCCUGUGGACUCGGGCUGCGGCAGCUCGGAGACGGACAACGAGCUGCCCUCGGAGGACGACAGCAAGUACCCCGAGGACAUGGAGGACAAGAUGAAAGUGUUUAACAACCCGCGGGUCCAGGGGAAGAAGACGGUGCUGGAGAAGCUGGGCGAGGUGGUGGACAUCCUGAAGAAAGGGGGGUCGGGCUCAGACCAGAACCAGCAGCUGGCCGCCGUCCUCUUCCUCACCAGGCUGCUGGAGGAGAAGAACACCCAGGAGAAGAACUCCAUGAGGAGCGACUCGGCCCAGACCAUCCGGGACAAGGUGCUGAAGCUGCUGGUGGAGCUGCUGUCCUCGUCCAGCAGAGACCUGGUGGUCGGCACGCUCAGACUCACUCACCUGCUGAUGCUGAAGUACGAGUGGCGUGUUUCCUUCGCCACGGAGGGCGGAGUCAAAGCCGUGCUGUCCUGCAUGCAGGAGUUCUCCUCCGUCACACACGUCCAGCAGCUGGCGCUCGCGACUCUGAAGGUGAUCACCGGAGCCAGUAAACACGACCUGCGCAGCGUGGGCAGCAGCCUGCCGCUCUCUGAGUCCGGCACCCAGAUGAUGUUGGAGAUCUUCGCCAGCAUCGGCUCGGCCACGCCCGAAGGCUCCCGCGGCCUGCUGGGCGCCGUUCCCGCCGCCAUCGACCUCAUGCUGCAGACUAAAGGCUGCGUGCUGUCGGUGCGUAACGGCCUGCUGGUCGUCAUCAUGCUCAUCUCCAACCACAAGAGUCUGGCGGAGCAGCUGGUCGCCGCCGACGUCACCGCCGUCCUCAAGAAGUGUCUGAUCCUGUCCUCCACCGAGACCAUGCUCGCCAUCAUCGCCCUCAACCACAUCUCCAUGGUGCACAAGCUGGAGAGCAAAGAGAGGGAGCAGCUGGACCUGAAGGACUCUGAGCUCCAGAUGUUGCUGGUGAGUCUGAAGGAGCUGACGGCCACCAAAGAGGUGAUCCAGACUCUGGAGGGGCUGCUGUGUGACGACAACACACACCUGGAGGAGGAGAGGAGCCAGGUGAGCCACAGCAGGGACACCUACCAGGACCUGGUGCGUCUGAUGGAGCAGCACCGAGCGGACCGCGCCGUGCAGCUCUCCAUCCUCAGGAUCCUGAAUAAGUUCCUGGACAGCUACCAGGAGGACGUGCUGCCGUGGCACGAGAGCAUCGAGCCGUGUCUGUCCUCCAUGACGGCCUUCAUCAACGACAGAGAGGUGGUGCAGCUGUUCAUCCGGUUCCUGUACCGGCUGGCGUCCCUGAACAAGGACUACGCGGUGGUGAUGUGCCGGCUGGGCAGCAGGGAGGCUCUGGUCAAAGCUCUGGACAAACACAGCACCAACCUGCUGCUGGUCACCGAGCUGCGGGACCUGGUGGCCGACUGUGAGAAGUACGCCAGCCUCUACAAGAAGAUGACCACCAGCGUCCUGGCCGGCUGCAUCCAGAUGGUCCUGGGUCAGAUCGAGGAGCACCGCCGCAGCCACCAGCCCAUCAACAUCCCCUUCUUCGACGUGUUCCUCAGGAACCUCUGCCAAGGCUCCAGUGUGGAGCUGAAGGAGGAUAAGUGCUGGGAGAAGGUCGAGGUUUCGUCCAAUCACCAUCGAGCCAACAAGCUGACGGACAAGAACCCUAAAACCUACUGGGAGUCCAACGGCUGCACGGGGUCCCACUUCAUCAACGUCUACAUGCACAAAGGGGUCGUCAUCAGACAACUGGCCAUCCAGGUGGCCAGCGAGGACUCCAGCUACAUGCCGGCCCGGGUCCUGGUCCUGGGAGGAGACGACCCCACCAACAUCAACACCGAGCUCAACACGGUGAAUGUGACUCCGUCGGCCAGUCGGGUGGUUCUCCUGGAGAACAUGACCCGGUUCUGGUCCAUCAUCCAGAUCAGGGUCAAGAGAUGUCAGCAGGGGGGGAUCGACACACGGGUCCACGGGUUCGAGGUUCUGGGUCCGAAGCCGACCUUCUGGCCCGUGUUCAAGGAGCAGCUGUGCUGUCGGACCUACCUGUUCUACAGCACCAAGGCCCACACCUGGUGCCAGGAGGUGACCGAGGACAAGACGCAGCUGCUGCAGCUCUUCAACAAGUUGAACAGCGCUCUGAGACAUGAGCAGAUGUUUGCUGAUCGUUUCCUGCCGGACGCUGAAGCUGCUGAAGCUCUGGGACGAACCUGCUGGGAGGCUCUGAUCACCCCCAUAGUACACAGCAUCACACACACAGAAUGCUCGGCGUCCAGCCCUCUCUCCUGGCUGCUCAGUGAGUAUCUGGAUAACGCCGAGUCGGCUCGCCGCUGUAAGAGCCGCGCCGCCAUCUUUAACUCCAGAGUGAGACGCCUCACUCACCUGCUGGUCCACGUGGACACCAGCCGGCCCGACGCCGAGGAGCUCCGCCCCCCCGUCAAGUCAAAAGGUCUCAACCGAAGCAAAGAGCUGAAGAACGGUAAAGAAGGUAAAAACAAAGAGGCCGCCGCCGCCUCUUCCUCCUCCUCCUCCUCCUCAGCCAAGCCCAGAGUGAAGAGCAGCAGCAGCAUCGCAGGCAUCGCCCUCUGCUGGCAGGGAGUGGUACAGCGCCAGGUGAAGAAGUUCCUGGAGUCGAGCUGCAGCCUGCCGGACUUCGUGGAGCGUUACCGGACUCUGUACCUGCGCCUGAAGAACGCCAUGGAGGAGCUGUUCGGGCAGCAGACCGCCUUCGUGCUCGCCCUCCGCCACGGCUUCUCCGCCGCGCUGCUGCAGCUCUCCAUCCUCAGAGCCAUGCACGUGAGCGAGCGUUUUGCCCAGUACAUCGACCAGAUGAUGGAGGCGAGCGCGGCGGCGGCGGGCAGCGUGGAGACUCUGGAGCGUCUGCAGCAGUUCCUGGAGCCGAUGCUCUUCCUGUCGGGGCUGGAGCUCGCCAACACCUUCGAACACUUCUACAGGUACUACCUGGGCGACCGGCUGCUGGCGCAGGGCAACGUGUGGCUGGAGAGCGCCGUAAUCGACCAGAUCGGCAGCUGCUUCCCCAGCCGCUUCCCGCAGCAGAUGCUGAAGAACCUGAGCGAGUCUGCGGAGCUGCAGCAGGAGUUCCACCUGUACCGCCUGCAGCAGCUGGACCGCUGCCUGCAAGACCACGACCAGAUGAUGGAGGAGGAGUGGGCGGAGUCAGAGGAGGAGGCCGACGUCCAGGUCCUCGUUCUGUCCCCGCGCUGCUGGGCCGUGUCCUCGCUCUGCUACCUGGACGAACCCACGAAACACUUUCCAGCCGAACUCUGCUCCUACCUGAACCAGUUCACCCAGUUCUACACCCACAGUCAGUCCCUGUACGGUCUGUCCCACUCGAAGCCUCGGCGUCUCCAGUGGACGUGGCUGGGACACGGAGAGCUGAGCUUUGGUCUGUGGACGCUGCAGGUGUCAACGCUGCAGAUGUUCAUCCUGCUGCACUUCAACAGCCAGCAGGAGGUGAGUGUGGACGUCCUGCUGGAGGACAGCGGUCUGUCUGUCCCCGUCCUCCUCCACGCUCUGCAGCCUCUGAUCUCAGAGGGAGGACCUCUGACCUGCAGCUCCCCAGAGGAGCCCCGCCAUGGUGUGCUGCAGGUGAACCAGGAGGCGUGGCUCCAGAGCCAGGGGGGCGUGUCCUGGGUGCAGCUGCUGCCCAGACAGACGUACCUGAAGGUGGACGAGGACGCAGCAGGAACUCUGGAGAGGAAGAGGAGCUUCAUCUACUGCCUCAUCGUCAGCAUCAUGAAGAGGGAGAAGGAGAUGCACAUCGACAACCUGGUCUUCAAGGUCCUGGACUCGUGUCAGAAGCAGGAGGCGUCUGGCUCGCCGGGCGCCGGCCGGUUCAGCUGCAGCACCAGCGACGUGCUGUCCUGCAUCAUGCACGUCAUCAGUAAAGGCUGCGUCCGCCGCAGCGACGACAACCCGCACAUCGUGGAGUUCCUGCCGGAGGACCCGUCCACGCCGCAGAAAGGCCAGGCCCAGUUCUCCUUCAGCCGGGCCGAGGUCCGCAAGGACGCCGCCACCGCCGCCGACAGCCAGGCCGACAUCAGUCUGAUUUCGGCGCCGCGGCGUUUCGAGGACGGCGUUCUGGACGCGGUUCUGUUCUCGAUGGGUCGAACCAUGACGCAGACGGAAAUUCAUCAGCUGAUGCAGAGGACGGUCCAACAGGUGACGGGGACUCUGAGUCUGGACCCGGACCGGGCCGAACACCUUCUGGUCCACUGUAAGUGGAACGUGGAUCUGCUGGUUCAGCGCUACACCGACGACCCCGACGCUCUCAUCAUCGCCGCCGGACUCAAGUCCAGAAACCCUCAACCUCCUCCAAGCCCCGCCUCCACCUGCCCCGUCUGCCUCAGCCCCCGCACCGCCGAGCCCGUCCCCUCACUGAGCUGCAUGCACUACUGCUGCAGGUCGUGCUGGCAGGAGUACCUGACGGCGAGGAUCGAGCAGAACCUGGUGAUGAGCUGUAACUGUCCGAUCACAGACUGCCAGGCUCAGCCCACCUCGCUCUUCUUCCGCAGCAUCCUGACCGACGGGGACACCAUCGCCAAGUACGAGAGUGCCUUGCUCAGAGGGUACGUGGAGUGCUGCUCCAACCUGACGUGGUGCACCAACCCUCAGGGCUGCGACCAGAUCCUGUGUAAGGAGAACAUGGGCAGCAUGGGGACCUGCUCCAAGUGCUGCUGGUCCUCCUGCUUCAGCUGCAACUUCCCCGAGGCCCACUACCCGUCCAGCUGCAGCCACAUGUCUCAGUGGAUGGAUGACGGAGGUUAUUAUGAAGGCAUGAACAUGGAGGCUCAGAGCAAACACCUGGCCAAGCUCAUCUCCAAACGCUGCCCCAGCUGCCAGGCCCAGAUCGAGAAGAACGAGGGCUGCCUGCAUAUGACCUGUGCCAAGUGUAACCACGGCUUCUGCUGGCGGUGUCUGAAACCAUGGAAACCAACACACAAAGAUUACUACAACUGCUCCGCUAUGGUGAGUAAAGCAGCGCGGCAGGAGAAGAAGUUCCAGGAUUAUAAUGAGCGAUGCACCUUCCACCACCAGGCCAAGGAUUUUGCCAUCAACCUGGAGAACAAAGUGUCGUCCAUUAAUGAAGCUCUGCAGAUGAAAUCUUUGACGUUCGUCAUCGACGCCUGUAAAGUCCUCGCUCAGGCUCGGAAGGUGCUGGCCUACGCCUGCGUCUACAGCUACUACAACCAGGAGACGGAGAAGAUGGACGUGAUGGAGCAGCAGACGGAGGCUCUGGACCUGCACACCAACGCCCUGCAGAUCCUGCUGGAGGAGACGCUGCUGCAGUGCACUGACCUGGCCUCCUGUGUCCGUCUGCUGAAACCAGAACACCUCAACACCGGACUGGAACUGAUCCGACGCAUCCAGGAGCGUCUGCUGGCCAUCCUGCAGCACUCCAUCCAGGACUUCAGGGUGGGUUUCCAGUCCAAGAGCGGCCAGGAACCAGAAUCCACGCAGGCCUCCAACCUGUCCAACAACAAGGACACCAACAAAGUGUCGAAGUCGGAACGAGCGUCAGACUCCGGAGAUUCUGACAACAACAACUGCGCCGGCGAGGACGGCGGCGAGGAGGCGGAGGACGACGACGAGUACGACGAAGAGUACGUCCCCGAGUGGCACGAGGACUACGACGAGGACGACAUCGACGAGGACGACUUCUUCUCCGACGACGACGAGUCCGAGAACCUGGAGAGGGACUUCAGCCCCUUCGACUGAAAACUAACGGCAAGAGUCGAAGAGGAGAGAGAGGACGAGGCGGACCCCGCCACGGCCCCGCCCCCUCACCUGAGGGACAGGAGACGAUCAGAGGGACGUCCUUCUUCACCUGAACCCCCGACCCACACAGCUGCACUCGCUUCUACACUUCCUGUAUUUCUUCAUCUGUGUUUUCAUAAAAUCAAAGUACGGGAAGAGACGAGGGACACUGAAGAAAAACAAGUUCUGAGUUUCAGUUUUAAAUUCUGAGACAAAGACGGAAUUCUUAGUUUAGUCUUUAAAUUCCAACAAUUCUGCCAAGAAAGUUCUGUUUAUUUUUAUUUGUCAUACACCAGUCUGAAACUAGUUCAAAAACAAAUUUUAAAACAAGACCUAAACCAGUUUAAAAACAAAGUUUAAAACAAGGCUUAAACCAGUCUGAAACCAGUUUAAAACGAGACGUAACCAGUCUGAAACCAGUUCUAAAACAAAGUUCAAAACAAGACUUAACCAGUCUGAAACCAGUUCAAAAACAAAGUUUAAAACAAGACUUAAACCAGUCUGAAACCAGUUCAAAAACAAAGUUUAAAACAAGACUUAAACCAGUCUGAAACCAGUUAAAAAAUAAAGUUUAAAACAAGACAUGGAAGUCUGAAAUGUGUGCCCAGUCUAAAACCAGUAAAAUGUGUCAAAGUGUGAAAACAGUCAAUGUUAGAAACCAGUUUAAGUCCAGUCUGAAAAGAUUGCAAAUUUAGUUUGAUACCAGGCUGAAACCAGUUUAACACCUGUAUAAAAUUUGAAACCAGUUUGAGACGAGUUAAAAGGAUUUAUUAGUUUUGGCCCAGAACGUCGUCUUUCAUCUCAGACUUUUUUUUUUCGUCUCGAAAGAGAUUAAAAUUUAAAAAGUUCAGAAUUUGUUUGAAUUUAAAUCUCAGAACUUUUUUUUCCCCUCGCGGUCGUGUCCCGACAUCUCUCCUGUACUGAACCUGAAUCGGGACCUGGUUCAGGACCUGAUUGUGGUGUCUCUGCUGAGUUAGUUUGUGACGUUUCACAGAACAAAAUGUUUGAGUUGAGAAACAGAAAAAGGGAGUGAGAGACCGAGUCCACGUCUCGUUCAUCUUUCUGUACACCUGGUCCGUCACACGUUCUGCCUUGAUUUCUUUUACGAUGGAGGUUGCCUUCAUUUGGGAGUAAAGAAGAAUAUUAAUAAAAUGCAACUGUAACUGUUUUCAGAUUUAGAUUUACUUACAGAUCUGUUCUUGUUUUUUACGUUUGUAGAGUUGGAUGUUUCUAUGCAUCUGAAGGGUUAAAUCCUGAGCAGAGUGUCAGUAGGAGCCUCUGAAGUAUCGCUGCAAUAACCGAUCCAUCGAUCGAUCGCCAUCGGCCCGCUGUCCGUCAUUGCUGAGCAAAGACUGUCGCCUGCUCCGUUUGUUUUCUGUCUUUGAAAAGGACGACGUGAGGAAGAGAUUUAGGUUUGUUCUGCCGGAGUCCAGGGACGUCUGAUAUCUCAGCUCCCUGUUUUGCUGUAAUUUUGAGAGAUCCUAUAUUCAUAUUGUUGAUGUUCUAUAAUGUUCUUUCUGGUUCCUUUUGUUGGAGUCGAGCGACUUCAGCCAGCAAACUAAAUAAAAGCUUUUUCUGCUG
Molecule: messenger RNA, 9421 nt
Organism: Centropristis striata (black sea bass)
Lineage: Eukaryota; Metazoa; Chordata; Actinopteri; Perciformes; Serranidae
Gene: cul9
Product: cullin-9
Exons: 44
Coding region: 2-7801 (2599 amino acids)
Biological process (GO): ubiquitin-dependent protein catabolic process
Molecular function (GO): ubiquitin protein ligase binding; zinc ion binding
Source: RefSeq, a predicted model, not a curated record